AUGCAAGCGAUGAGUGCGAACGCGAGUGCGCCUAGAGCGCCGCAACGGUCACCGUUCGCGAUACAAGAGUUGCUCGGGUUGUCAGAUAACCGGGAGUCUCGGGAACGGUACUUCGAGAGUCGGGACGACAGGGUGUUGAAUCUGUCGGAGCGGGAGCGGUCUUAUGCCCCGCAGUUCCCGCUGCCCGCGUCUGUUGCCAGCAGAGUUGCGUAUGCGGCGGCGUUCAAUGCGCAAGCUGCAGUUGCGGCGGCGUUCUUGCCAGGACCGCCACUUUUGCACCCACCGCCCGCUUCAAUGGUAGCUAACUUUAAUGUUGAUUGUUCUGGCAAGGUUAUGUGGGUCACCGUCGGUACCGUAUCGACCGGCCUGGAAUGCGGCAAAUUAGACAGCACAUUAACGCUGUUAUUAGCAACAAACCCCGGUUAG
Molecule: messenger RNA, 426 nt
Organism: Diatraea saccharalis (sugarcane borer)
Lineage: Eukaryota; Metazoa; Arthropoda; Insecta; Lepidoptera; Crambidae
Source: the annotation of a GenBank genome assembly